Molecule: messenger RNA, 1931 nt
Organism: Telopea speciosissima
Lineage: Eukaryota; Viridiplantae; Streptophyta; Magnoliopsida; Proteales; Proteaceae
Product: ankyrin repeat-containing protein ITN1-like
Exons: 3
Coding region: 54-1889 (611 amino acids)
Cellular component (GO): plasma membrane
Molecular function (GO): protein phosphatase 1 binding; protein phosphatase regulator activity
Source: RefSeq, a predicted model, not a curated record
CCCCCCCCCAACCCUCUUUCCCCUACUCGCCGGAGCUUCUAGAGACAUAACAUAUGGAUCGGAGGUUGUAUGAGGCAUCGGUACGAGGGGAAGUGCCUGCCUUUCUCGAUUUGAUUAAAGAAGACGAGGACCUUAUCAAUCAAACGACCUAUCAAACCUCCAACAGCGUCUUACAUAUCGCUGCGAAGUUCGGAAACCUUGACUUGGCCACCGAGAUCGUUAAACAACAGCCGGAGAUGGUGUCGGCAGUGAACGAGAAGAUGGAAACUCCAUUGCAUGAAGCAUGUAGGGAAGGGCACAUGGUGCUGAUGGAGCUACUGUUAGCAACUGACCCUCGAGUUGCUUACAAGCUUAACCUCCAUAACGAGAGUGUGCUCUUUGUGGCCUGUGGUCGUGGCCAGUUCAACCUAGUGAAGCUGCUGCUGGCGCACCGUUCAUGGCUGCUGUUGUUGGAGGAUGAUAGACCCACAACUUCCCUUCAUGUCGCGGCAUCGGCAGGCUAUUUCGAUAUUGUGAAGGAAAUACUGAAAACACAGCCGGACCUGGCAUCGAGAAAGGACCGUCAUGGAUGUUCUCCAUUGCACCUGGCUUGUAGCAAAGGGCACUUAGAUAUAACAAGGGAGCUUCUAAGAUUGGAACCUGAUCUCUCUUCUUUGCAAGACAAGGACGGCAAAACACCACUUCAUUCUGCAGCAAGCAAAGGAAGAGUCAAUAUCCUCGACGAGAUCCUCUCGACGAGCCUUGAUUCCGCCGAGAUGGUAACCGAACAGGGAGAGACAGUUCUACAUCUAGCCGUCAAGAACAACCAGUACGAAGCCGUCAGGUACCUGGUGGAUAACCUAAAUAUCACCAACCUCUUGAACAUGCCCGACAAAGACGGCAACACCGUCUUGCAUCUCGCCUCUGCCGGAAAGCUCACUGCAAUGGUUACAUUCCUGGUCACCAAGACAAAUAUUGACGUCAACGCUCUGAAUCGGAAAGGAUUCACGGCCCUCGACGUUGUAGAGAUCAGUGGCAGCAGCUCCGGUACCCUCCAACUCAUACCCACAUUACAGGAAGCCGGCGGUAAGCGAUGCGAUCAGUUGCCUCCAGGAUCGCCCAAAAUCCACCGACUUACUAUCCAAACCAAUAACCCAGAAGCAUCAAUAUUAGUAGAUGAAAGACCACCAUCGCCAGUUCAACCUUCUUCACGGUCGACCACAUCCAUGGCCCAUCGCCAUAACCGACGGAGACACAGCAGUGGCCGUCGAGAAAAGCAACGGAAGCUCCACAUGGAGGGCUUGACAAAUGUGCGAAACACCAUCGUAGUUGUGGCUGUUCUAAUAGCCACCGUGACAUUCGCUGCCGGCGUCAGUCCUCCCGGUGGUGUUCACCAAGACGGGCCACUGAUCGGUAAGUCAGCAGUCGGAAGGAAGACUGCUUUCAAGGUCUUCAUGGUCUGCAACAACAUAGCAUUGUUCUCUUCACUGGGAAUAGUGAUCGUUCUUGUGAGUGUCAUUCCCUUCCGACGAAAAAAGAUGAUGAAACUUGUGGCAGCCACACACAAAGUGAUGUGGGUUUCAGUGUCGUUCAUGGCUGCGGCCUACAUAGCAGCCUCGUGGGUGGUCACGCCAAGUGGCAAGGGAACAAAGUGGGUUCGAGUGGCUGUGCUGUCAAUUGGGGGAGGGUGCGUGAUGUUCAUUUUUGUGGGGCUUAUGAUUAUGUUGACAAAGCACUGGCUAAGGAAGUUGGAAUGGAGGAGGAAGAGAGAAGGGAGGAAGAAGGCGAGCCCUAACAGUAGCAUAAGUCGGGUAGAGGACGACCUGCAUUACUCUAGGAAGAAAGGUAGCUCUUACUCGAGUAACUCUGAUAUGGAGAGCUCCGAGAAGGAAGGUAUACACCCAUUUUAAAAGUUUUUAAGCCCAUCAGAUUCCGUUAGCGUAUCGAUUUAG